This is a messenger RNA of Hipposideros armiger (great roundleaf bat), 2512 nucleotides long. It is a transcript of the gene MEX3D, whose product is annotated as mex-3 RNA binding family member D. Gene Ontology annotation, molecular function: RNA binding. The transcript is spliced from 2 exons. The annotation marks the transcript as partial. Lineage: Eukaryota; Metazoa; Chordata; Mammalia; Chiroptera; Hipposideridae. The record is from RefSeq and is a predicted model, not a curated record.
GGGGCCGCGGCCAAGCCUGCGCCCCCGGACAGGUCCGAGGUGGCCGUGGCCCCGGGCCCGCUGCCGGAGCCCGACGUGAGUCCCCCGCCACCCCGGCCGUCGCCGCCCGACGUAUUCGCGGGCUUCGCGCCCCACCCCGCAGCCCUGGGCCCCGCGACACUGCUGGCGGAGCAGAUGAGCGUGAUUGGCAGCCGCAAGAAGAGCGUGAACAUGACCGAGUGCGUGCCCGUGCCCAGCUCCGAGCAUGUUGCCGAGAUCGUGGGGCGCCAGGGGUGCAAGAUCAAGGCUCUGCGAGCCAAGACAAACACUUACAUCAAGACGCCAGUGCGAGGGGAGGAGCCUGUCUUCAUCGUGACCGGCCGUAAGGAGGACGUGGAGAUGGCCAAACGUGAGAUCCUGUCGGCUGCCGAGCACUUCUCUGUGAUCCGCGCCACGCGCAGCAAGGCCGGCGGGCUGCCUGGCGCAGCACAGGGCCCACCCAACCUGCCAGGACAGACCACCAUCCAGGUGCGCGUACCCUACCGCGUGGUGGGGCUGGUGGUGGGGCCCAAGGGCGCCACCAUCAAGCGCAUCCAGCAGCGGACACACACAUACAUCGUGACGCCAGGGCGUGACAAGGAGCCAGUAUUCGCCGUGACGGGUAUGCCUGAGAACGUGGACCGGGCACGCGAGGAGAUCGAGGCACAUAUCACGCUGCGCACAGGCGCCUUCACUGACACAGGCCCUGACAGCGACUUCCACGCCAAUGGCACCGACGUCUGCUUGGACCUGCUCGGGGCAGCUGCGGGCCUCUGGGCCAAGACCCCCAACCCAGGGCGGCGGCCCCCCGUACCCACAGCCAGCCUCCGUGGGGACAGUGCCCUGGGUGCCCCGGGGGGGCCUGAGGCCUUCUACCCAGGAAGCUGUGGGGGACCAGCGGUACCAGACACAGGCCCCACCAGCCCCUACGGUGGUUCAGGUAAUGGGGGUUUCACUUUCGGCGGCGAUGGCCCCGGGGCCCCCACAGGGCCACCCGCUCCUGAGGACUGUGACUUUGGCUUCGACUUCCUGGCACUGGACUUGACCGUGCCUGCCGCAGCCACCAUCUGGGCCCCCUUUGAGCGCACUGCGCCCCUGCCGGCCUUCAGCAGCUGCUCAGCGGUCAACGGGGCUCCCGUGCCGCCCACCCCAGGUGUCCGGCGCAGCAGCGGGGCUGGCACCCCGCGACACUCGCCCACGCUGCCCGAGCCCAGCGGCCUGGGCCUGGAGCUUCCGCUGGCCCGCCGCACCACGCCCGACCCAGUAGGUGUCCUGUCCUGGAGGCCCCCUCAGGGUUCCCUUUCAUCUUUCUCAAGUAGUAACAGCUUCUCCACGGCCACCUCGCUGCCCAGCAGCUCCUCAGCCUCCUCAUGCCCCUCCCUGGACUCCAGCACCUCCGAUAACAGCCGCAAGCCCUCAGCCACAGCGUCCUCUGGGUCCGUGGCUCCCACCUCCGCCCCGGCCCUGGCACGGGAGUGCGUGGUGUGCGCCGAGGGUGAGGUGAUGGCCGCGCUGGUACCCUGUGGCCACAACCUGUUCUGCAUGGACUGCGCCGUGCGCAUCUGCGGCAAGAGCGAGCCUGAGUGCCCCGCCUGCCGCACGCCCGCCACCCAGGCCAUUCAUAUCUUUUCCUAGCGGGUCACCUCAUCGCGCCCGCGGCUACCAGGGCUGUCUGCGGGCGCAAGGUGUGGACGCACUCACUCUCUGGGCCGGGGUGGGGGAAUAGAGGGGGGAGGGGCAGGGGCGGAGGGGAGGGCAGCGUGGCCAGUGUUUACAGACAAGCUUUAACUCCGGUCCCAGGCACGGAGACGGCGGCCCAGUGGCACCUCAGUUCUUAACAAAUAACAGUAUUGAGUCGACAGGUUAAAAUAAACCAGAGAGAAAAGGUCUGUUGCACUUUUUAUUUGAGACACACACACCCCGCCACCCCCACCCUCACCCCCGUGAUCUUUUUAAGAAAAAACACGAUUUUUACAAUCGGUUGUCCUUUUCUAUGGCAUGGAUUUCUGAUCUGACAGUGUUGUUUUUAGGCGGUCUCAGCCUCUACAGAAAGUUCCACCAGGAGGAUGGUGACAUUUUUACUCUCCAUUUUUGAAGUACACCCUUUUGUACUUCAGCCCCGCCCAAGCAGAGGGGGACGGGGUGGGGGUGGGGGUGAGGGGCAUCCCAACCAGAAGUUUCUUUUUUUUUAAUUAUUAGUCCCCUUCUGCUGUGGUUUAUGUUGUCAGUUUUUAAAUUUUUUUAAAUUGUUUUUUUUUUUAACUUUUACUUUUUACCUCUUGUGUAUAUGUAGCGAAUUUAUAGGGAAAUAUGUACUUUAUGGAAUAAAUUUUAAGAACUAAAAUAUAUUUUAUUUUAAAGUAACGGACCUUUAAUCUUACACAGCUAAAUUACUGAUUAUAUAUUUGCUGAGCUGACUUAAGGGUUCAGAAAAUUGUAUCAAGAGUUUUAUUUUUUGACUCCAAAGCCUUCUUAAUAAAGUCUUUUUACUACA